Molecule: messenger RNA, 5998 nt
Organism: Odontomachus brunneus
Lineage: Eukaryota; Metazoa; Arthropoda; Insecta; Hymenoptera; Formicidae
Gene: RpI1
Product: DNA-directed RNA polymerase I subunit RPA1
Exons: 6
Coding region: 725-5830 (1701 amino acids)
Biological process (GO): DNA-templated transcription
Cellular component (GO): RNA polymerase I complex
Molecular function (GO): DNA binding; DNA-directed RNA polymerase activity
Source: RefSeq, a predicted model, not a curated record
AGAGUAAAAUUGAAGGAGACCUCUCUUCCUCACCGAUUUGGUUGAAACUUAGUAAUAUUAUCUAAUUAGAUGUGUAGAAAAGGAAUAUGAAAGUAAAAAAUGUCGCUCGUUAAUCGUAAUGAUCGAUGAUGAUGAUGGUAAAGUUAUAAUGCGGUAAAAGAUGACAUAAAGUUUUGAGGUUAUACAAUCUGUUAUGUCGACAGCGUAUAUGUGCAUACUUUCAUAUUCCUUUUCUACGCAUCUAAUUACAUAAUUUUUGGCGAUUGUUUGGUACAUGUACCAGGUUGUUAUUGGGCAAGUUUACAUCAAACAUUUUAUAUAUGUAUUAAAUAUUCAUACAACACAAAUAUCCAAAAUAUCUUCCAGAGAUAUCCAGAUAUCUCUGCGACGUCUCUAGAAUUGUAUUUUGGACAUUUAUAUUGUACAGAUACUUAGUACAUAUAUUAAAUGUUUGGUGUAAAUUAGGUCAAUGACAACCAGAUAUAUGUACCAAACGAUUGUCAAAAAUCGCCUAAUAUUACAAAGUUUCAACCAAAUCAGUUAGAAGAAAGGGUCUCCUUCAGUUUUACCAUAUAUUUGAACAUACAUGGAUAACACAGCAUUAUUGAAACAUUAGCAUUCAAACAUUUGCAAACGAUGAACUGGGGGUCCAGGGGACGAAGCCCCUGGUCAGGGAUUCGGGGGGGACUUCGUCCAACUCGAUUUAUAAUAAUUAAAAAACAUCAUGACAAUGAACAAGUUCAGAUAUAAGUCACGUACAACGCCAAAACACUUGGAUCCAAAAUAUUUGAUGUUCUCAGUAUUUACAGCUAAUGAUGUAAGAAAUUUAAGUGUAACAAAAAUUAGAACACCACUGUCUUUCAACAUCCUUGGGCAUCCUCUAAAGGGUGGAUUGUAUGAUCCAUCUUUAGGUCCUCUAAUGGAUAAUUCGGAACCAUGUCACACAUGUGGUGGUAAUCUCUACAAUUGUCCAGGUCAUUUUGGACACAUAGAACUGCCAAUGCCAGUUGUCAAUCCAUUAUUUCACAAAGGGUUGUGCAUGUUAAUCAAAUUAUCAUGUUUGUCGUGUUUUACUUUUCAAAUACCACCAUAUGUUAAAUUACUAUUAUCCACCAAAUUGAAACUACUCUAUCAAGGGAAACUAAGUGAUAUUGAUAGUUUAGAUCAAGAAGUAACAUCAGUGGUAACUGAAUUGCCUAAUGUUUUAGAGGCACAAACAGAAUACAUUCGUGAUUUCAUUUACAAUUACAUGCAAAAUUUCCAUAAUAUGAAUAGAUUCGAUUCUGAUAUGCCGCAGAAUCAUGAGAAUCAAAUGAAUACAAAGAACAUCAAUAUGCAAUGGCACAUAUAUGUUGAAAAUGUACUUAAACAACAUACUGCUGGAAAAAUAUGCAUUAAUUGUCACGAGGUUAUACCGAAGAUUUCAGUGAUGCAAAAUAAAAUAAUGACAACUAAAUUAAACACUAUCACUCCUAAGGAAAUGUUGGCUAGUGCAGUAGUGCAUAAAUUGCAGACAGUAAUGGUGAUGCCAGAUCAGUCUAAGGAAUACUUGCGCCAAUUGUGGAAUAACGAAAAAGAUUUUCUCAAAUUAAUUAUGCCCUGUUUAAACUUAAUAGACAUUGAGUAUCCCACCGAUGUAUUCUUCUUGGAAGUGAUACCUGUAUUACCGCCUAUCGUACGACCGGUAAACAUGCUUCAUGGUCAAAUAAUUGAACAUCCACAAACCCAGGUGUAUAAGAACAUCAUGCAAGAUUGUCUCAUCUUAAGGAAUAUUAUACAAACGAUUCAAGAUGGCAAUACUGAUCAACUACCUCAAGAGGGUCGAUUAGUCUUCGAACAGAUAAGAGGGCUUACAGCGGUCGAGAAAUUGCAUAACGCUUGGCAAAGUUUACAGGUCAACGUGAAUCAUCUGAUGGAUCGUGAUAUGAAUAAGACUUCGGAAUCCAUUCACUGUCAUGGCUUGAAGCAAAUUAUCGAGAAGAAAGAAGGUAUCAUAAGGAUGCAUAUGAUGGGAAAGAGGGUGAAUUUUGCCGCACGUUCAGUCAUCACUCCAGAUCCUAAUUUGAAUAUUGAUGAAAUCGGCGUUCCUGAAGCUUUUGCCCUCAAGCUAACGUAUCCAGUGCCAGUGACACCGUGGAAUGUCGUCGAAUUGCGAAAAUUAGUCUUGAACGGACCUGACAUUCACCCUGGAGCAGUUAUGGUAGAAAACGAAGAUGGACUGAUUCAGGCCAUUAGCAGUGAUGAUUCUACGAAGAGAGAAGCUAUUGCAAAACGUCUUUUAACGGCCAAUAGUAGAACUAAUAAAUUCUUCAGCGGCAUCAAAGUAAUACAUCGCCACUUACAAAAUGGUGAUGUGUUACUGUUGAACAGGCAACCGACACUACAUAAGCCCAGUAUAAUGAGUCACAAAGCGCGUAUUCUCAAAGGAGAGAAAACCUUGCGUCUUCAUUAUGCUAAUUGUAAAGCAUAUAAUGCGGACUUUGAUGGUGACGAGAUGAACGCUCAUUUCCCGCAGAAUGAAUUGGCUAGAAGCGAAGGCUAUAAUAUAGCUAGUGUGUCGAAUCAAUAUCUUGUGCCAAAAGAUGGAACGCCAUUAAGCGGUUUGAUACAGGAUCAUGUAGUAUCCGGAGUCCGAUUAACGACCAAAGGUAGAUUUUUUUCGAAAGCAGAUUAUACAUAUUUGAUUUACACAGCGUUGUCGAUGAAACGAGACAAUAUCAUUCUUUUGCCGCCUGCUAUUAUUAAACCGAAAUCGCAAUGGUCGGGUAAACAAAUUCUGUCGACUGUCAUUAUCAAUAUUAUUCCCGCUGGUAAGGUGCGAAUUAAUUUAACUUCCAAGACAAAGAUCAGUUUGAAAGAGUGGCAGGUGAACGAACCACGACGUUGGAAGUACGGGAAUGAAUUUGAAGAUCCGAAAACUAUGUCGGAAGUGGAAGUUAUAAUUCGACAUGGCGAACUGUUGUGCGGCGUACUAGAUAAAACACAUUACGGCGCAACUCCGUACGGUCUUAUUCAUUGUAUUUACGAGUUAUAUGGUAGUAUGUAUGCGAGUAAAAUGCUAAGCGCUUUUGGAAAACUCUUCCAAGCAUUUCUACAAUGGGAUGGAUUCACACUUGGCAUCGAGGACAUUCUGAUAACCCGCGAGGCCGACGAAAAACGCAAAGAGAUAGUCUUUAACAAUAAAAUGAUUGGGGAUGAUAUACAGAAAUCUGUCGUAGAGAUAUCUGACGAUAUACCUAUGGGCGAAAUCAGAGAUAAAAUAGAAAAGUUUUAUUGGAAUAACUUGAAGUUUCGCGCGCAAGUUGAUCGUAAAUACAAAAACGUAUUGGACAUCUACACCAAUGACAUUAAUAAAAUAUGUCUACCAGCAGGACUCUUGAAAAAAUUCCCAAAUAAUAAUUUACAGCUUAUGGUGCAAUCCGGUGCAAAAGGUUCGACGGUGAAUACCAUGCAGAUAUCGUGUUUGUUAGGGCAAAUAGAAUUGGAAGGUAAAAGGCCACCAUUUAUGAUUAGCGGAAAGAGUUUACCGAGUUUCCAGACGUACGAUUCAACACCCAGAGCUGGUGGUUUCAUUGUCGGCAGAUUCAUGACCGGUAUCAAAUCCCAGGAAUUCUUCUUUCAUUGUAUGGCAGGUCGCGAGGGUCUUAUCGAUACUGCCGUAAAAACAAGCAGAUCCGGUUAUUUGCAAAGAUGCCUCAUAAAACACUUGGAGGGUCUAAUUGUUAAUUAUGACUCAACGGUUAGGGACUUUGACGGCAGUCUGAUUCAGUUUUACUACGGCGAAGACGGCCUCGAUAUACCUGGUUCACGUUUCUUGAAAAAGGAGCAAAUGCCGUUCUUGGUCGACAAUAAGGAUGCUAUCGUGGAUACGGAAAUACUAGAGAAUCUUAAAACGGGUUCGAAUAAUAAUGAGAAGAUCGCGAAGUUGAUAAAAAAAAUUAAAAAAUGGGAGGUUAAAAACGGUCCUCCAUUGCAAAAAAGAAGAAUUAGUGAAUUUACUAAAUUUUCUAUGGAGAAUAUUAGUCAGAACAACAAUGUAAAGAGAAACAGUGUUGAGAAGAAUUGUGGAAGAAGUAAGACUACGCUAUCGCUUAUAAAAAAAUGGCUGAAAGUGGAUAAUGAGGUGAAGAAAAUAUUUCGCACGCAAUGCGUCAGAUGUCCCGAUCCAGUAAUGUCUAAGUAUAGACAAGAUGUUGAAUUUGGUAUAUUAUCAGAACGAUUGGAAAAUUUACUGGAAGAAUAUUUAUCUCAUUCGUCGAAUAUUACCAAAAAAAGCUUGAGAAACCUGUUAUCCGUGAAAGUUAUGCGAUCUAUCUGUCCACCCGGUGAACCAGUUGGUUUGUUAGCGGCGCAAUCUAUUGGUGAGCCGUCCACUCAGAUGACUCUGAAUACAUUCCACUUUGCAGGACGUGGUGACAUGAAUGUAACUUUAGGUAUUCCUCGAUUACGGGAGAUUCUGAUGAUGGCAUCCAAGAAUAUCAAAACUCCUAGUAUGGAGAUACCUUUCAAAAAAGAUCUACAAAAUCUUACGAAGCAAUCCAAGAAGUUGCGCGUAAAAUUAACAAAAUGCGUUUUGAGCGACGUAUUGAAGACGAUUGCGAUAAACAGGAAAAUGGAAGAGGUCCCGUACAGAAGAUUAGCGCAUACUAUAAAGAUAGAGUUUCUCCCUCACAAGUAUUAUAAAGGAGAGUUUUCUGUUCACCCACAGCACGUGAUUAAGCAAACCGAAGAGACUUUCUUCAAGAAUGUAUUUAAAGAAAUUAGAAAAGUAGCCAAAGUAACUGGCACUUUAUUACACUUCGAAGAAAAUGAUAGAAGACGGGCAAACGAUGAGAAUGUGGCGUUAGAUCAAGCUGACCCUGAUGAAGAAGAAGAGAUGGCAAGAAAAAAAAGAGAAGGAACGCGAAGAGAUUUGGGAGAGAUGCAUGAAUCUUCCGAUGAGGAGAGAGCUGCGGAAGACGCUGAUGCUACAAUGAGUAGAUCAAUAUCGCGUCAUCGAGAGAACCAGGAAUACGAGGAUCCCGAAGAAGAGGAAAUAGAAGGUGUUGUAAAUGAUAAGGACGAAGAUGCAGGCGAUAAUAAUGCAAAUGAAGCUUUAGAAAAUAAUGAAUAUGAUGAAGACGAUGACGAUGACAUGACAGAAAAGUUAAAUUACAAAAAAAAUGACAUACGUAAUACUAACAGAAGAAAUAAAGUAAUACAUAUGUAUAAAAAUGCUUUGGAUUAUGAUUACGAUGAGAAUAAAUCCUCAUGGUGCAAAUUUACAUUUUGGUUACCGCUUAAGAUGAUAAAAUUAGAUCUACCAACGAUAAUUAGAAAUGUUGCGAACAAGACUAUUUUAUGGGAAACUCCAUAUAUCAAGAAAGCCUUUACUUUCCAAAAUAACGAAGGAGAGACAAUUCUCAAAACAGAUGGUUUGAAUAUAGUGGAAAUGUUUAAAUAUGACAAUAUCCUUAAUUUAAAUAAAUUGUACUCCAACGACAUCUAUAAUAUCUCUCAAACAUAUGGAAUCGAAGCUGCAAAUAGAGUCAUUAUAAGAGAAGUAAGAGAUGUCUUCAAAAUGUAUGGUAUCACUGUUGAUUCUAGACAUCUAUCAUUAAUAGCAGACUACAUGACGUUUGAUGGCACAUUUCAACCACUUAGUCGUAAAGGAAUGGAAAAUUCUGCCUCGCCAUUACAGCAAAUGAGCUUCGAAAGUUCUUUGAAUUUUUUAAGAAAUGCGACAUUACAGGGAAAAAAGGACGAUUUAUUAUCGCCUUCGAGUAGACUCAUGUUGGGACAACCUUGCAAAUCUGGUACCGGAACCUGUUCUCUGUUGGUCAAUAUAUAGAAAUCAUUAGUUCUAUAUCGUUAUUACAUCCGUACAUAAUUACACAUUUCUGACAUUUUAUAUUACACAUAAUAUCAUAUGUAUAUAAAUAUACAUGUGCGUGCGUAUGUAGUUAUAUAUAUUAAAUAUAUAUAAACACAAAACUAUGAAUAAAAACUUUUAUUUUUA